AGUCAUACGAGAAAGGUCGAGGUCGUUUAUGAAACCCGGCACGUCCGAAUAGAGAUGGGAAAGGAAGCUUCUAAUGGUGUAAGCGCGGCGAAAGCCACGAAGUAUUACACCGUAGAAGAGGUGAAACAGCAUAAUAAACGGGAUGACAACUGGCUGAUGAUAGAUGGUAAAGUGUACGACCUCAGUCGCUGGGCAAAAAAGCAUCCUGGCGGUGCCAAAAUCUUAGGGCACUAUGCUGGCGAGGACGCAACGGAUGCGUGGACUGCCUUUCAUAAUGAUAAAGAACAUGUAACCAAGUUCAUGAAAGCUCUCUAUAUUGGAGAUUUGAAAGACUGGAACGAGAAUGAGACUGAGAUUAAGAAGGACUUUCGUAAACUGAGAAAGUAUGCAGAAGACAGUGGGUUGAUGAAAACUAACCCUGCUUUCUACAUUCUACACCUCAGCCAUAUUCUGGCUCUUGAGGCCCUCGCCUACUUCGUGGUGUGGUACUGCAAUGGAAGUUUGGCUGCCUUCUUUGUUGCUGCCAUUCUCUUGGCAACUGCACAGGCUCAGGCAGGCUGGAGUCAGCAUGAUUAUGGUCACAUGUCAGUCUUUCCCAGUCACAAGAUGAACCAUAUAUUUCAUCAUAUUGUCAUAGGGCAUAUCAAGGCUGCCUCAUCUCAUUGGUGGAACUUUCGCCAUUUUCAGCACCAUGCAAAACCAAACGUGAUUAAGAAGGAUCCAGAUGUAGAUAUAGCUUAUCUGUUCUUAAUAGGAGAUUACAUACCUAAGUCAUGGGGCAGAAGAAAAGUAGGAUUCAUGCCAUAUAAUCUCCAACAAACAUACUUCUUUUUCUUGGGACCUCCUCUGCUGUUACCGAUUUAUUUCCACGUUGAAAAUAUUAUGUUUGUUUUUAAGAGACGAGAUUAUGUGGAUUUGCUGAUGACCGUAACUUUCUUCUACAAAUUUUUCUGGUUGUAUGGUCCUUUUUAUGGAGGAUGGGGAGCAUUUGGACUCUACAUGUUCAUAAGAUUCCUGGAGAGUCAUUGGUUUACUUGGGUGACCCAGAUGAGUCAUUUGCCAAUGAGAGUGGAUAAAGACAAGGAGGAGGACUGGUUUACGCUACAGCUGGCUACCACCUGUAACGUAGACUCCACCCCAUUCAACGACUGGUUUACCGGCCAUCUCAACUUCCAGAUAGAGCACCACUUGUUUCCAACUAUGCCAAGGCACAAUCUAGGGAAGAUAGCCCCAUUGGUGAAAUCGAUGUGUAAGAAACAUAACCUGCCCUACAGAUGCUCGCCUCUCUUUACAGCUUUCGGAGACAUUGUCAGGAUGCUAAAAAAGUCCGGAGAGAUUUGGUAUGAUGCAUAUUACCAUGGAUGAUUCAUUGAAAGUGUUGGGGAGAAAGAAGAAUGUAGGCCAGUCUUUGUACUUAUCAAAGACGACAUCUUGAAAUAUAUUUCUGUAAGAAUGUUUUGAUUGACUGUGAUAAUGUGUUUUGUGCCUAAAUUCUGCUGAUCAAUUUUUUGUUGAGAUUAGUACUUUUGUUUUUCAAAGUACAUAAGAGUCAGUGGGGUUUUUAUGCCCCCAAGAUCAAAGAUCAGGGGGCCAUAUUGUUUUUGUCCUGUCUGUCAUUCUGUAAUUCUGUCUGAAACUUUAACCUUGCUAAUAACUUUUGAACAGUAAGUGAUAGAGCUAUGAUAUUUCAAAUGAGUAUUCCUUGUGACAAGGGCUUUCCGUGGGUACCAACAUUUUUUACCCUUGACCUUGGAGUUUGACCUACUUUUUUGUAAACUUUAACCUUUUUAAUAACUUUUGAACAGUAAGUGAUAGAGCUUUGAUAUUUCACAUGAGUAUUCCUUAUGACAAGACCUUUCUGUGGGUACCAACAUUUUUGACCCAGUGACCUUGACAUUGGAGUUUGACCUACUUUUUGGAAAUUUUAACCUUGCUUACAACUUUUGAACAGUAGGUGAUAGAGCUUUGAUAUUUCACAUGAGUAUUCCUUGUGACAAGACAUUUCCGUUGGUACUAAACCUUUUGACCUUGACAUUUGACUUACUUUUUAAUUUUUUUUUUACAUUGGUCAUAACUUCUAAAUGGUAAAUAUUAGAGCUUUCAUAUUGUACAUGAGCAUUUCUUGUGCCAAGAUCUUUCUACUGGUACCAAGAUAUUUGUCCUUGUGACCUUGGGCAUCUUUGGAAUUGGCCAUUAUCGAGGGGGGGGGGGGGCAUUUGCAUUUCACAAACCCAUCUUGUUUUUUUUCCAACAUACUUAAUUACUGUAUUCAUUAAAAAAAAAAGUACAAAUUGAUUAAAAUGACCAGGUGAAUUAAGAAAUCAUCAAGGAGAGCAAAAGCAUUAUAAAUGUUUAUUGCUAUAUCUUGCAUGUGAUACCAACACUGAUCUUCAUAAGAUGUUAACAAGAGUUGCAUGCCUUUUGGUUGCCAUUUCAUCAUUCUGUAAUUUGUAGACAUAUCAUUUAUUUUAGAUAUGCUUUGAAAAAUGAAAUAUAAAAUAAAGAUGAAAUGGAAAAUCUAUUUGAGGGUGAUUAGAUUUUAAACUGUUUUACUCUUUCAGUGUAUUUUUUUUUUUUUCAAUUUUCUUAAUGUGGGUGAGGGUGGGGUGUCUUUAUCUGCCCUGGUACAUUAGACCUUUUCUUAAAAUAAUGAUUGAACCAAGUAUAGACAUAAGUGAUACUGCCUGGUUCUUUUCCUGCGUUUUUUUUUUAUAAAUACAAAAUAAUAAUAAUAAUAAUAAUUAAGGUUUAUAGCAUUCAAAGCAGUGAUAUUAAAAAUAAUAAUUAUCAUUUUCUACAAAAAAAAAAACAACAACAAAAAUUGGAAUUUGGUCAUGCAGUUAAAUUACAUCAUGUAUGACUGUAUUUUAUGUUGGUUUUACAAUAUCCAAUGGUGUAACUGUACGUUGCUGUUUUUGAAUAUAUCGAGUAUUUUUUAUAUUUUUACAAUAACAAAAAAUGAAAUUUAUUAAACAUUAAAUAGUUACUAGAUACAUUGACCUUGCUCAAUAUUUAUAUCCCCCGCAACAAGUUGUGGGGGGGUAUACUGGAAUUGGGUUGUCCGUCUGUCUGUCCGUCCGUCUGUAGAUGCAAUGGUUUCCGGGCUCUAAAGCAUUAUCCUUUCCACCUACUGUCACCAUAUCAUAUAUAUGGACUACCCAUGGGAUGAAGAUGUUCCCUAUCGAUUUUGGGGUCAAAAGGUCAAAGGUCAAGCGCACUGGACAUCGAAGUAGCAAUAUGGUUUCCAGGCUCUAAAGCGUUAUCUUUUCCACCUACAGUCACCAUAUCAUACAUAUGGACUACCCAUGGGAUGAAGAUGUUCCCUAUCGAUUUUGGGGUCAAAAGGUCAAAGGUCAAGCGCACUGGACAUCGAAGUAGCAAUAUGGUUUCCGGGCUCUAAAGCGUUAUCUUUUCCACCUACAGUCACCAUAUCAUACAUAUGGACUACGCAUGGGAUGAAGAUGUUCCCUAUCGAUUUUGGGGUCAAAAGGUCAAAGGUCACGCGCACUGGACAUCGAAGUAGCAAUAUGGUUCGGUUUGUCAUGUCAUUUGUUUUUCACACUCAGAAAAAAGGUAGUUUAUACCUGUUACCAACACCCUUUGGGAGAUUGGGGUAAGCGGGGGGUAUUCUUAGUGAGCAUUGCUCACAGUACCUCUUGUUUAAUUUCAUUUUACUUAUGCAUUUUAUGUCUGAACUAAUAUGUUGUGUUUUUUAUUUUAAAAAUAUUCUGUUCUUUUGUCUAUUUAUUUAUGCAUGAAUAAAUAUUAAAAUACA
Molecule: messenger RNA, 3775 nt
Organism: Ostrea edulis (European flat oyster)
Lineage: Eukaryota; Metazoa; Mollusca; Bivalvia; Ostreida; Ostreidae
Product: acyl-CoA 6-desaturase-like
Exons: 10
Coding region: 55-1365 (436 amino acids)
Biological process (GO): lipid metabolic process
Cellular component (GO): membrane
Molecular function (GO): oxidoreductase activity, acting on paired donors, with oxidation of a pair of donors resulting in the reduction of molecular oxygen to two molecules of water
Source: RefSeq, a predicted model, not a curated record